This is a messenger RNA of Penicillium daleae, 1161 nucleotides long. Its product is annotated as short chain dehydrogenase/reductase family protein. The record is from RefSeq and is a predicted model, not a curated record. NCBI's taxonomy places the organism in Eukaryota, Fungi, Ascomycota, Eurotiomycetes, Eurotiales, Aspergillaceae. The transcript is spliced from 5 exons. The coding region runs from base 1 to 1161 and encodes 386 amino acids.
AUGGAAAACCACCCCUCGCCCGAUUCCCGCUCGCAAUUCCCGUCGCAUAGGGAACCGCGAGUAUGGCUGAUCACCGCGGGGGAUUCGCCCAUCGGCAUCUCAGUUGCGCGACAAGCUCUUGCGCAUGGUGACUAUGUCCUGCUCGGGCUAGCGCAUACGGUCCUGGAUCGUGAUGAGCGACGCCGAGAUGGUUUCGACGCAUUCCUAGCGGAAGUGGAGGAACACCACGACGAAGGAUGGAUGCAACGAAUGACAUCUGUCCCCUUGGACAUCAGGAUGAUGGGUGAAUGCCAGGCGGUCUUCGCGCAAGCAGUUGCGACCUUUGGUCGAGUCGAUAUCCUCUUAUGCUGCACAAGCCAAGCCCUAAUUGGAACCGUCGAAGAGCUGUCUGCUUCCCCACAGACCUUGAACCUUGUUCGCGAUCAAUUUGAGGUCAACUAUUUCGGUCCUCUCAAUAUCAUCAAAGCUGCAUUGCCUCAUAUGAGGAGAGAAUACUCUGGUCACAUUAUGAUUUUGUCAGGAAUCACCGCCCAUGUUGGGACACCAGGCCUUGGAAUGUAUUGCGCUGCUGGCUGGGCUCUGGAGGGAUUCUGCGAUAGUCUGGCUUUCGAGAUCGCGCCAUUCAACGUCAAGCUCACCAUUGUCCAAAGCAGCAUCGAGAUCGGCAUUCUCGCUAAUCUAGUCACCAGCGUCCCACCAAUUUUCCCCGCCUAUUCCCCCGCAAACAACCAUGCACCACUUUUCCGUGGUAUCCUCAACCACCUCAUUCCCCGACUCCCUGAUGCCGUUUCCGAGGGGGCAACCGGCAACACUACAACUGCCAAUCGAUCUCACGAAAAAGAAGGAAGCUCAAGAGUGAACUCGAUCGAGAAUGGCCCAUUCUCAGUACCCGAGGUGGUAUCGAUGCAUCCUCCAUUGAGCUCUGCACACCUAGAAGUCUUGGUUUCGGAAACAGUAUAUGCUAUCACGUCUAUUGCCGGCCAUGAAAAUCCACCUUCUCGGCAUAUUGUCGGGCAAGAAGGUGUCGCUAGCGUCAAGGAGAAGCUGAAAACCGUUAGCGAGGAGCUCGAGGAUUUCAUUCAGGCUAGUUUCGCCGUCGAUGUGGCAGCUGAUGCAGAGCCUGUGCCUCCCAUGGGAAACACGACCCAAACACCUUUCUGA